Larimichthys crocea (large yellow croaker) is the source of this 3173-nucleotide messenger RNA. Its product is annotated as pleckstrin homology domain-containing family M member 3. The record is from RefSeq and is a predicted model, not a curated record. The transcript has 7 exons. The coding region runs from base 1016 to 3148 and encodes 710 amino acids. Lineage: Eukaryota; Metazoa; Chordata; Actinopteri; Sciaenidae.
CAUAAUAUAAGUGAAUAAAUGAAUAAAAUCCAAUAAAAUCCAUAAAGAGCAUUCAAAUCCCAGUGAUAUCUAUGAUAAUAUGAUAACAAGAUAUCAUGGAUAAAUGGUAAAUAUUCAACGUAUGGCCCGAUCUGACUAACAAUUGAGUUGCAGUGAUGUAAUGGCCUUUAAAUAAUUAAUAUAAGCAGCAAAGUAAAAGAGGCUGAGCCGUGGAGGAGAAGAAAAUCAAUGAUGGAGAGAGAGCAGAAGUGAAACAGAAAGAAAGAGAGAGAGACAGAGAAGAGACAGGCGCUCAGGCAGAUGGAUGGAUGGGAACCCCACCCCUGGCCUGCUUCCUCUCUGUCUGCUCCGUCCACUGAUAAGCAGCUGAGGAGGAAGUCGAGUAUUAUUUCAUCAGGACAUGUGAGGCAGGGGCAUCGUUUGUGUUUUGCUGAGGAGGUAUCUGAAGCCGCGCUGUCAGUGUGAUGGAGAUGCUGUAGGUGGUGACGCCAACGACCGCCUCCAUCUGAAGACAUCAGAGCCGCCUGACGGGCCAGAAAAACUAAAAUAAUAAAGUCGACUUCACAUCCUCCAGACUUUGUCGCUCUUGAACAUUUCAGUCUGAGCAGAGGGAUUUAAUGUUUCUUUUCCUGGCCGAAGUCUGUGUAUCUGGCUAGGUAGCAUCGUUCACCACCCAAAUUGGCUUGAUUAGCGGAGUCCCAGGCUGGUUCAGUGCUGGCAUGAAGCCGCACUAGUUCCCCCUCCAGGGCUACAGACUCACCAUUGGAUGAAGGCUCUGUGCUGUGAGAGAAAGCAGGCUUCUGACUUGGCUUCAGACAGCAGUUUGUGAAGUCUGCGAGCUUCCUGGAUCUUCCUUGCUUGUUCCCGACUUGUUACCCGACCCAAAAGACCUGCGUUUGACCAGCUGACAGCUAGUUUGGUUUGUUGGACAUGUGGUUGCUGCUAACUAGGUUUUUGUGCCCAUUUUGGAAAACCAUCUAGCUGUGAGUGUUGUAGCUCAGUGGCAGGCCCAGCCAUGGAGGGUCUUGAGCAGCUUGACAUGGUGGGCGACAUCAGCCCGGCUCUCGAGGCCACUGAGGACUUUAUCCACUGCGUGGAUGGGAUGCAAGGUCAAGGCCCGAGCCAAGCUCAAACAGGGACCCGGCAGCCUCUCAGACAACCCAAGCAGCUGCAGGAGGUUUCCAGCGCUGCGCUGGGGAAGCUGAGCUCCAGCGGUGUGUGGAGCCUGCUGGCCGGAGAGCAGCCAGAGGUGGGGCCCUUAGGCCUGGCCUGGGCUGACAACUUCAGCGUGCUGGGGCUGGGGAUGGGCUUAAGGCACGGCAAGAGAAGCCGAGCGCGCUCCACCAAUGACCUGGCGGCCCAUAGCAAGGAGUGCACCAACAACACCGCCAACUCCUCGUCCAACUCCGCCUUCAAGAAGGGACACAACCGGUCCAGGUCAGAUGUCAACUACCGGCCGUCUGCGUACACGGACAACGGGCUACCCACUGUGGACUGCAACACUCUGAAGAACAUGAUCCUCAACCAUCACCAGCAAGAGGCUGAUAAAAGCAGCAGCAGCAGCAGUGUGGUGAAGCAGGGUCCAAUGGAGCAGCGUGAGGGGCCCCGGGGCCGCUGGACGCCCUGCCAUGUGGAGCUGACACCCUGUGAGCUCAGGCUGUACACUCUGGACAGCAGCGCCAACCGCCAGCUGGGCACCGCCUACUCUCUGUCCCACUGCCAGAGCGUCAUCUCACCAGCUCCGUGCAGCCAGCCCGGCCAGACAGCCCAACCCGCCGAUCAACGCACACUCCAGGCUUUGUUCUUCAACAGCACGCGUCUCCAGCUGAAGGCAACCAACCAAUGGGAGGCCAUGGAGUGGAGGCGGCUAAUGUGGGAGAAGGUACAGGCUGCCAGACCUCUGAGGCAGGAGAGCCGCCAACGUAAGACCGGAGUGGAAAACCAACAGGUCACCACGUUUCCUGUACCCAUGUCACCGUCCUCCUCGCCUUCUCCGUCGGGGCUCGACACCCGGCCUGAUGGUGAGAGCGACACACCCACGUCAGCGGAGACAACUCUCCAGAUGAAUUCUGGCAUCCUGAGCAGACCCACCACCCUGCCUCUGUUCACCCAGCGCUGCCAGGACGUCCUCAAAACUGGUCUGCUCCACCAGCUGAUGGAUCAGAACAACUGGCGAGCUUUCACCUUUGUCCUGACCAGAUCUUCUCUCCGGGCCUUCCCUACUGAGGGGCGGGGGUCUGUGUCCAAGCCUUUCCUCCAGUACUCCCUGGCUUCCUGCUUGGCCGUGCAGCAUGACCAGGAGCCUGAGAACGGAGAGCCAUGGACAGAGAAAGGAGACUGCUUCCAGGCAGUUUUUUCCAAUGAGGUACUGAGACUUCGGGCGGAUGGUCAGCUCAAGGCCCAGGAAUGGGUGCAGGCCUUGCGGCAGGCAGUCGGGGCACAGAGGCCUGCCCAAGAAGAAGGUGGAGAAUCGGGUGAAGGAGCUCCAGUCCUCCAGGGAGUGCUGUUGAGAUCAAAACCAUCCAGGGAGAGAAGGCAGCGGGAGGCCCAGAGAGCCAAACGACAGUCAGUCACAACCAGUUUCCUCAGUAUUCUCACCUGUCUGGCUGUGGAGAAGGGGCUCACUGCUCAGAGCUUCAGGUGUGCAGGGUGUCAGCGUCCAGUUGGUCUUUCCAGAGGAAAAGCAAAGGUCUGCUACUACAGUGGCUGGUACUACUGCCAGAGCUGCCAUCAGGACAACUCCUUCCUCAUCCCAGCACGCCUGCUGCACAACUGGGACACCAGCAAGCACAAGGUGUCUAAGCAGGCCAAGGAGUUCCUGGAGUUUGUGUACGAGGAGCCCCUGCUGGACGUCCAGCAGCUCAACCCUUGUCUGUACGAGCACUGUGAGCCUCUCAGCACUGUCCUGCGUCUCCGUCAGCAGCUCCAGUCGCUGCGGGCCUACCUGUUCAGCUGCCGGGCAACUGUUGCCGAGGACCUCAGACGAAGGAUCUUCCCCAGGGAAUACCUGCUACAGCACAUUCACCUGUACUCCAUGGCUGACCUGCAGCAGGACGUAGUUUGGAAAGCAGACAGGGUCGCUGGGUACUGUCCAAACCACAGCAACGGCAAGAUUCCUGAUUACAAAACAGAAAGUUGUGCAGUGUGAGCAGUGCAGUGAUCUGACGACUUUG